AUGGAUGAUUGCGUACAAAGAUUCUAUUCGGAGCCAGAAAAUAAAUAUAUAAAAACUGGAGUUCAUGGGGGCUCUCGUGUGUAUCGUGGUGAAUUUCAGCACAUGGUGGCCAUCGGUUGGAUUCAGCCAAAUGGAAAAAUCUACUAUCUUUGUGGUGGGUCGCUGAUAACCAAAGACUUCGUACUGACUGCAGCCCAUUGUGCCGUUGACGAGUUCAAUAUUGCACCGAACACGAUCCGAAUCGGAGACACCGACCUCGGCAGUGAAGAGGAUGACGAAUAUGCACAAGAGGUCGAAAUCCGCCGCAUCACUGUGCACCCCCAGUAUCGGGGAUCGCGAAAAUACUACGAUCUAGCGUUGAUUCAACUGGCGGAAUCCAUCAAAUACUCAGGGGCAGUUUGUCGGGCUUGUCUGUGGCAAGAACCGUCGUUACCUCCUGAGCGAAUGGAUGCCAUCGGAUUCGGUAGUACCGGUUUUGGAGAAGGACGCAGUCCAACGUUGAUGCGGGCGGAGUUAGACACGAUAGAGCUGUCUAGUUGCGCCUCGAAAAUAGUCACCAGUCGUAGGCAAAUGCCGAACGGAUUCCGAGACGAUCAGUUCUGUGCGGGCGGUGGUGAUAUGGACACCUGCGAGGGUGACUCGGGUGGACCGAUCGGUGUGAAACGGUUAACUGUGGGAGGCUUUGUAGUUCCUCUGGUGGUUGGUAUUGUAUCGUUCGGUACACCGUGUACCGCAGGAUCGACAGGAGUCUACACCAAGAUUAGUUCUUACAUCGAUUGGAUCGAACGAGAGGUGAACCAAACUCUGUCCUAUGGAGAAUGUUCAAAAGAUUUGAGCUGCUUACGACUCCAAAAUUCGACUACAGUUAAUUUUGCAAAAGACAACCCCCUUCAGCGGUUUGGAUUAAUCUGGGACGACACUGUGCUGUCCCUGUACGAAUGUGGAGCCACGCUGAUCGACUACCAGUAUCUGCUAACGUCCGCAUCCUGUGUCACAACCAACCGCGGCGAUCCAUCGUAUGUCUCUUAUGAUGGCAAAGAACGUAUCGCCGUGCAGGAUGUUUAUGUGUCACCAAAAUAUGUUCAAGGACGUCCAGAAAACGACGUCGCUCUCGUGAAGAUAGCAAAAUUCACCAAUCCAAAGGUACAUAGCCCAUCCUGCCUUUGGAACCGUCGUAAAGACGGCGAAUGGAGCACGGAUCCUGUUUUUAGUGCGUACGGACUAUCAAAAGAGUUCCUAUCGGAGUACUUAUCGGAGUUGGUGAACAGAACCAUUUCGAUUAUUCCUAAAGACAGAAAAGAUUGCCAAGCCGAUGGACUCCGCGGUAGUGAUUUGAUUCGUUGCCACAAUGAAGUCAACAUGGUGCCACGACUUUGUUCGUUGGACUAUGGAGCCCCGGUGACCAAUGAUAAAUAUAAAUUAGAGGAUCCCAAUUACAUCUACGGCGUAGUAUCAUCGCUCAGUAAGGAUUGUGGAUCAAGUUUAGUUAUGACGGACGUUACGCCACACAUCGAUUGGAUUGAAGCUAUCAUCAUAAACCGACGACACGAAGCGCUCAUAUUUACAGACUAG
Anopheles cruzii is the source of this 1572-nucleotide messenger RNA. RefSeq names its product serine protease 53-like. Gene Ontology annotation, molecular function: serine-type endopeptidase activity. Lineage: Eukaryota; Metazoa; Arthropoda; Insecta; Diptera; Culicidae. Bases 1 to 1572 code for a protein of 523 amino acids. Gene Ontology annotation, biological process: proteolysis. The transcript is spliced from 6 exons. The record is from RefSeq and is a predicted model, not a curated record.